CAGCGUCUACCUCUGCGGCUACCACCAAGGGCUGGCGCAGCGCCUGGCCGAGGUGGUCCAGAAGACCAUGACCGUCUCUGACCUGUACUUCGUCUUGGACUGGAAUAGCAACAUCUACCAAAGGGAGGUGCUGGGCCGAAGUGAGAUUGCUCCUCUGGUCAACAAGGUCCGGGAGCUGGGCCCGCUGCUGUCCCCCGAGACCCGGCUCAGCCUGGAAGAGGACUGCAUUGCGGCCGUCAAGGUGUUAAGGACUCACACGGACAAAGCCCCCCAGAUCACGGCGGACUUCGGGAGAAGGAUGUCUCAGUGCUGCCUGUCCUGCCUGGCGGAAUUCCUGCAGAGUUUCCAGAGGAAGGUGGAGAAGUUCCACGAGGGGCAAGCAGAGUGCAGCCUACCGGCCGACAGCUACACAAGCCGGACGAUCGCCCUCGUCAAUUGCUGCCCACCCUUCCGGAAAUACGUCAGGGACUUGGCGAGAUGCGGUCACCCUGAGAGCGAGACAGCGGAGGGCCAGGCCAACGCCUCUCUGGACAAGGUGACACGGCUCUGCAACCGGGUGCUCACCAACCAGCUCUUUCAGAACCUGAAGCCCUACUUCCACAAGCUGAUGAAGAGGAAGUGGCUGAACAACUCCGAGGCUUUCAACACCAUCAUGGCUCUCCUCUCAGAGCACGCCCAGAAGCUGAAGAAGAUGAAGCCAGAGCCAUACGAGAUGCUGGUGAAAGACUUGCACCACGGGGUCCUCACCGAAUACGUCCGCCCCCUGAUGCGAGUUCGGAUCAUCUGCACGUCCUCAAAGAUGAGAUCCAAAAUGGCAGCCAAGUUGCGCAGUGAGGCCCAACAGCUCCAGGAGUUCUUCGCCCAGCUGAAAUCCACCUCCUCCUGGCUGGACGCCGCCGUGCCGCACUUGGCCGGGAUGAUUGAGCUAGAAGACACGCCGGCCAUCCAGAUGGAAGUGGGGUUCCUCGCCAAGGCCUUCCCCGACAUGCAGAAGAAGCACGUGUCGGCUCUCCUGGACGUGCGGGGCCUGCAGAACCAAGUCCAGCGCCAGUCCAUUCUGGCGGUGAUGGAGGCCCUCGAGCAGACCGAGGAGGAGGACUCCCCCUGCCAGGACCGGGUCUUCUUCUCCAGGAUCCCCACCAGCGAAGUGUCCUGCGUCCGAGUCAAGCUGCAGCACCUUUCGCACGUGGGGCACUCCUGCCUCUCCCGCCUGCGCUGGAGGCCCCGGCAGCGGCGGCAGUGGCAGCGGCGAGCCAAAGAGAACGAGGCCGAAUCGCAGGUGUGAGAACCUGUGGCCCGCCCGCGCCUGGUCUUCCGUGCAACCUCCGGGGUCCGCUGGGCAGGCGCCCGGAGCCCCUACCGCUUCCUGUUCCCAGAGGACUCUGUGCUGGGGAUGUGGACUCUCAUACCAGACAACCCUCUCUUCUCUCAGCCUCUGUUGCUUUCCCGCUUCUCCCCUCCCCACGGAGCAUCUUUCCGUGGCCAAGAAUGACCACAGCCACAAUGUAAAU
Messenger RNA from Gekko japonicus, 1511 nucleotides. It is a transcript of the gene EXOC3L2, whose product is annotated as exocyst complex component 3-like 2. Gene Ontology annotation, biological process: exocytosis; exocyst localization. The coding region runs from base 68 to 1285 and encodes 405 amino acids. Gene Ontology annotation, molecular function: SNARE binding. NCBI's taxonomy places the organism in Eukaryota, Metazoa, Chordata, Lepidosauria, Squamata, Gekkonidae. Gene Ontology annotation, cellular component: exocyst. The transcript is spliced from 9 exons. The record is from RefSeq and is a predicted model, not a curated record.